AUGUUUGAUCAAAUUGAAACUUAUUUAUUACAAAGAAUAUUUGAAGAUUUAGAUCCAAAUAUUUUCAAUAAUAUUAAUUUGAAUACCAAUGAUGAACCUUACCAAAAAAUUCCAAAAACUAAUGCACAAAUUAAAUCAUCAAUACGAGAAUCAAAAACUACUACUAUACAUUUUAAAUAUCAAAUUAAAGUAUUUAAUCAUAUCAUAAAAUUAUUAGAACCAAUUACAAAUAAAUUAAAUAAAUCAAAUUAUAAAAUCGCUGUAUUAUAUUUAGAAAAUCUGAUAUUAAAUCCUCAAAAAACAAAUAAUACAAGAAGACAUAUAUUAGAUAUAAUAUAUUAUAUAUAUGAAAAUAUAGAUGAUGAACAAAUACUAGAUCUUAAAGAAAUUGAAAAAAUUUUACAUCUUUUCAUUCGUAAAAAUGACGAAUUCGAUUCAAUUAUAUCUGAUUUAAACUAUUUCAUAAUAGUUUCAAAACAUGAUUUGCUAAAAAUUGACAAUAUAUACAAUCCAGUAAAAACUUCAAAACUAUUGAUACUAAAUGCAUUAUCAUUAACCUAUUCAUUUGAAUUAUUUCAUUAUCCUGAAACAGCAGAUAAACUAGAUAAAUUAAAUAUACAUUAUAAAAUUUUAAUAAAUCAAUUUGCACCUUAUUAUUUUACAUAUGCAUUAAAUGAAAACCUAAAUAAGAAAAAAUUUGAUGAAACUUUGAAAUAUGACUUAGAAGAAGAACAUCAAAAUCAUCAAAAUCAUCAGCAACAUCAAGAUAUCAAAACAAAAUUACUGUCAUUUUUCAAACAAUCUUAUUCAUUACCAAAAUUUGAAGAAGUUGCAAUAAAAUUUUGUGAAUUAAAUACUGAAUCUAACGUAGAUUUAAAAAUUAUGGAAUUAUUUGAUGCUAUAUCAUUAGCUGAAUUAGAAACUGAAGAAAUUGUACCUAAAUUUGAACAAGCUUUUAUUGAAUAUCUUAAAUGGCGAAAAAUAUUUGAUUAUGCUAAAAGAGAAGAAAAUGAUGAUGAAGAUGAAGAUCAAAUAAAUGAAACAAUUUCGGGGAUAUUGAAUAGAUAA
Lodderomyces jiufengensis is the source of this 1068-nucleotide messenger RNA. RefSeq lists its product as uncharacterized. NCBI's taxonomy places the organism in Eukaryota, Fungi, Ascomycota, Pichiomycetes, Serinales, Debaryomycetaceae. The coding region runs from base 1 to 1068 and encodes 355 amino acids. The record is from RefSeq and is a predicted model, not a curated record. The transcript has a single exon.